Carassius auratus (goldfish) is the source of this 838-nucleotide messenger RNA. RefSeq names its product centromere protein S (gene cenps). Bases 261 to 647 code for a protein of 128 amino acids. Gene Ontology annotation, molecular function: protein heterodimerization activity; chromatin binding. Lineage: Eukaryota; Metazoa; Chordata; Actinopteri; Cypriniformes; Cyprinidae. Gene Ontology annotation, biological process: resolution of meiotic recombination intermediates; replication fork processing. The record is from RefSeq and is a predicted model, not a curated record. The transcript has 5 exons. Gene Ontology annotation, cellular component: FANCM-MHF complex.
UUUGAAGGAAGCAACUAACAGAAAUAUUGACUUUCCUCGUAUGAAAUUAUCAUAUACUGAAGAACUUUUUAUGAAAGAAACGUGUUUAUUUCUACAUUCUUUAUUUUGACUGACAUUCGCGCCACAUCAUUAGGGGGCGCUGACAUGGCUGUAAUAAACACUGACGCCAUCACUACAACGAGAAGCAGCGCAAUUCGCGCCAUUUUUGUAAUGCUCUAAAAAAGAGCAGAGUUGAGCUUCAGCUUGUUUACCUACUGAAAAUGGAUGAGGACGAGGCACAAAAACAGAGGCUUAAAGCUGCUGUGCACUACACUGUCAGUCGUCUCUGUCAAGACAUCGCCGCAGACUGCGAGAAACAGAUCACUAAACAGACAAUAGCAGCUAUCGCAGAGACUGCUUUCAGACAGUGCGAUAUAUUUGCCAAGGACUUGGAAGCGUUUGCGAGGCAUGCUAAACGACACACAGUUACAGUGGAUGAUGUGAAGCUGACAGCGAGGAGGACCACUGCACUGUACAACUACAUUCAGCAGAAAAGUGAAGAACUGGCUUUGAACAACCAGGAACUGAAAGAGAAGAGGAAGAAGAAUGCUGCCAAGAGGAAGAGUAAAGACAUGGAAGCUGAGGAGGAGAAUGAGCUUGAAGGCUGAAUGAAAUAAAUGUACAAAUCUGCAUUAUAGAAAUUUGAGUUUUAGAAAGUACUUGGUUUUUGCAUGCGGUAAUAAAAUAGCUGUGCAUAUAUUUGUAAAUUAAUCACAUUCAAUACUAAACACCAAUAAUGGUUUUUACUCAAACAUGGGUUCAUUUGUGUUUUAUUGUAAUAAACAAUUGUGUAAACAUC